AUGCGUCUAAUAACUGCUUUAGUUUUAUGCUUUACUGCUGCCACUGCUGCUCCAAGUUCAAACAUAGCCCCAAGAAUACUAGGUGGUAGAAAUAUUCCCAACAUUCAACAAUGGCCCCAGUUGGCCAAUGUCCUGUUCACUUGGGAUUCAACUACGUUUUCACAAUACUGUUCCGGAACUGUAUUAACCCAGCAAACUGUUCUAACUGCUGCUCAUUGUAUCAGUUUUCACCCAGCUAACCGGUUCCGUAUCCGUGUUGCUUCUGUGUUAGCAAGUAGUGGUGGAACUUCUAUUAACGUUGCGGAACUCAUUCCUCACCCCUUCUACAAUUCACAUACCGAAGACAACGAUUUUGGAUUAAUACGCAGUGCAACCUUAAUAAAUUUUACUAAUCAAAUCCAACCUGCGUCUAUUGCUGACACUAAUUACAGACUAGAUGAUAACGAAAUUGUUAGUGCUCUUGGAUGGGGAGCGGCCAGAUUUGGUGGUCCUCGUUCUGAACAACUUCGUGAAGUACAACUUUUCGUUAUCAACCAGGAUAUUGGUAGUAGUUUAGCAAAGAAUUUAUAA
This is a messenger RNA of Arctia plantaginis, 570 nucleotides long. Lineage: Eukaryota; Metazoa; Arthropoda; Insecta; Lepidoptera; Erebidae. The record is from the annotation of a GenBank genome assembly.